UAUUGCCUGUGGCUGCUCGGGUCCGUGAGAGAAUGGGCUCGAUCCCGUCCCUCUUUCUAGAACGAGGUUUCGAGUUUCACACAUUUCUCUUACUACCUGCUGUACCUACUGCCCCCCUCACUCUCCCCAAAACCCUUUACCCAUUUCUCGUCGUCCCACAUCAUUGUACUCAAACUGGCAGAAUACGACCGUACGUAGAAAUGCCAUGUUUGCGCUUUGCCUCGAUGAUCGAAUGACACCACGCCAGCGCGUAUGAUGUACUUGCUGUACAAAACGAUAACCCGAGCGACGAUACCACCGUUUCCCAUACUACCGCGCGACAUCGACCCCUCUGACGAUGUUGUCGAUAACCACGACAUUAGCGCCAUAAUCGUAGCAUCAGUGGUUCCGACAACCAUCAUAUCUACGUUAUUCGCGUUUGCGCGGCUGUACGUCAAGGGAUGGGUCCAGCGCCGGAUCCAAUAUGACGACGGGAUUCUCCUGGCAGCGGUGGUGGCGGGAUGGACGGCGACUGGGACAACGCUAAAGGCCGUCGCGCUCGGCAACGGGAAACAUGUUAAUAUGCUCACCGAUGAGCAGAAAGAAGAGACACUGAGAUGGACGAUAUUUUCAUUCGGCUUUGGAAUCAUUGCGCUAGCUUUGCCGAAGCUCGCCGUAGUGGCGCUGAUGAACCGAUUACUCAACCCGAGACGACUUCAACGACUUUUCCUCUGGACACUGGGCUUGUUGUGCUGCGUAGGAUUAUUAGGAAAUGUGAUUGGGCUCUUUGCGGAGUGUCCGCAAGAAGCUGUGGUCAACAUCACGUACACGAAAACCGCCUGUCUAGGCCCAGAAAGAGCGGUUGCAUACUCAAUAUCAACAAGUGGCAUAUCCGCUGCUACAAAUGCUUACCUCGCCAUCUACGUGGCAUUAUCCGUUCGAAGGCUGAAGAUUGCACGAAGAAAGAGGCUAGCUAUUACGAUUUCUCUUGUUCUGGGUCUACUGUUAGUCAAGCCGGGGACGACAUGCCUCUUCAGCACGACCUGGAGACUCCAGUCUCUGAACCGUCUAUAAGAUAAUGAAGAUAUUGGAAGCUAACUUGUACACUAGUGCAUUGUUUACCGCCUUAUUCAAGUGCACAAGACUAAAGUCCCUAGGAAGCCCCGACUUCACUUGUGAGUAGGACUCUACUUCUAGUUGGCGUACGUGAGGGCUGAUUAUUGGAUACAGACGACUCAGCCGACCUUGUGAUAUGGACCAGGUAAGGCAUCGAUGAUACUACCCAGGAAAUAUCUUGAAGAACGAGAUGAAGGCUCAAAGACUCUUUGAGGUUGAUACGCAAGUAAAUCAAACAUCUCUGACGUCGAAUGUAGUCUUGAGGCAGACGUCGUCAUUAUCGCCGCGUGUAUUCCAGCCCUACAGCCUCUUGUCGAUCACCUCUUCCCAGGGCACUUCUCAACGCCGAUGCCAUCUCCAACUAUCCCGGCUUCACCGACCUCUACCGCCUCGAGAAGGAAGCUAUGGCCUGGUCCCACAUGUGGUGACCUCGAGGCUGCAAGAGACUUUAGCCUUUCUCCACAGGGCCUUGAGAUGAUCAUGGUCGAGAAGGAAUUUGAGAUUGCCUACAGCAGAACUACAGUGAAGAGGUCCUGCACAUCCGACACAUGGGUUUCGGAAUUGCCGGAUGAGGAGAAGUUCAGGAUAGUAAAG
Messenger RNA from Colletotrichum scovillei, 1689 nucleotides. RefSeq lists its product as uncharacterized. NCBI's taxonomy places the organism in Eukaryota, Fungi, Ascomycota, Sordariomycetes, Glomerellales, Glomerellaceae. The transcript has 2 exons. The record is from RefSeq and is a predicted model, not a curated record. Bases 253 to 1053 code for a protein of 266 amino acids.